GAGCUGGUCUUGGAAAAAGAUGACAAAGAAGCUAUUGAGGAGAAGUUUAAGGAGAGACUUAAAGACCGGAAUGUCCCUCAGCACAUCAUGGAUGUGAUCAGUGAAGAGCUCAACAACACUGGCUUGCUGGACAACCACUCAUCUGAGUUCAAUGUCACUCGAAACUACCUGGACUGGCUAACCAGCAUGCCAUGGGGCACCAACAGUGAAGAAAACCUAUCAUUAGACAGAGCCAGAGACGUUCUUGACGAAGACCAUUAUGGAAUGGAUGACGUUAAAAAACGCAUAUUGGAGUUCAUUGCAGUGAGCCAGCUCCGAGGCUCCACCCAGGGGAAGAUCCUCUGUUUCUAUGGCCCUCCUGGUGUAGGAAAGACCUCAAUUGCCCGAUCUAUUGCAAGAGCGCUUAACAGACAGUACUUCAGGUUCAGCGUGGGAGGGAUGACUGACGUGGCUGAGAUCAAAGGACACAGGAGAACGUAUGUUGGAGCGAUGCCUGGGAAAAUGAUCCAGUGUUUGAAGAAAACCAAGACGGAGAACCCUUUGGUGUUAAUAGAUGAGGUGGAUAAAAUAGGCCGUGGUUACCAGGGGGAUCCAUCCUCUGCUCUACUGGAGCUUCUGGAUCCUGAACAGAAUUCCAAUUUCCUUGACCAUUACCUGGAUGUUCCGGUGGAUUUGUCGAAAGUCCUGUUCAUCUGCACAGCUAAUGUGACCGACACCAUCCCAGAACCACUCAGAGACAGAAUGGAGAUGAUCAAUGUGUCUGGAUAUGUGGCUCAGGAGAAACUAGCUAUCUCUGAGCGUUACCUGGUCCCCCAGCUGCGCACUCUCUGUGGACUGAGUGAGGAGAAGGCCUCCAUCUCAUCAGAUGCCCUUGGUCUGCUCAUCAGGCAGUACUGUAGAGAGUCUGGAGUGAGAAACCUGCAGAAACAGAUAGAGAAGGUGUUUCGAAAAGUGGCAUUUCAUAUUGUGAGUGGAGCACAGGACUCUGUGGCAGUCACACCCGAAAAUCUGGCCGAUUAUGUGGGUAAACCCAUUUUCACAGUGGAUCGCAUGUAUGACAUCACCCCACCAGGAGUGGUCAUGGGCCUGGCAUGGACGGCUCUGGGAGGUUCCACGCUAUUCAUUGAGACUUCACUCCGCCGACCACUUGAGGGGGCAGAACCUAAAGGAGAGGGUUCGUUAGAGGUUACAGGUCAACUGGGCGAUGUUAUGAAGGAAAGCGCAAAGAUUGCUUCAACAUUUGCCAGAGCCUUCCUCAUGACCAAGGAACCAGGGAAUAACUUCCUGGUCAACUCCCAUCUGCACCUGCAUGUUCCUGAGGGAGCAACUCCCAAGGAUGGACCCAGCGCUGGUUGCACUAUCGUCACUGCACUGUUGUCCCUGGCAACCAACCGACCAGUGCGUCAGAAUGCGGCCAUGACUGGGGAGGUGUCGCUAACUGGCAAAAUCCUGCCUGUAGGAGGAAUCAAAGAGAAAACUAUCGCGGCCCGUCGUGCUGGUGUGACCUGCAUCAUUCUUCCAGCUGAGAACAGAAAGGACUUCUCUGACCUGCCAGACUACAUCAGAGAGGGACUGGAGGUCCACUUUGUGGACCACUAUAGCCAGAUCUACCCUAUUGUCUUCCCACAGGAUUAGGAUGGAACAGAUUUCAAAGCAUUAAACUGCUCAUCAUUCCGGUUGUGAUAUUUUACCUGUAGUCCUGCUGUGGAGACUGAUACCAUCUGUUCUAGGAUCACCAAAAAGAUCCAGAUGGAUUUGCAGAUCACAGGCAUUCAUCAUGACUCAGACGAAGACACAAGAAGUAGCUGUCAAUUUUCGGACAGGAUCAUUGGACUCGAACCAGCAAGGCCAAAGACGAGCUUGGACAGUACACUGGUAACAUCCUCCAAAAGUCAUUGUGUCGCUGAGCACAAGUCUGAGGAAGGACUUUGCUGCCAUGUAGCUUCAUCAGCCACACAUCGAAAGAUUGUGUAAUGUAGUACCACAUCUGAAGUCAGUCAUAUAUUAAAGGAGUUUGA
Messenger RNA from Fundulus heteroclitus (mummichog), 2018 nucleotides. RefSeq names its product lon protease homolog, mitochondrial-like. Gene Ontology annotation, biological process: chaperone-mediated protein complex assembly; protein catabolic process; mitochondrion organization. Gene Ontology annotation, molecular function: ATP hydrolysis activity; serine-type endopeptidase activity; ATP binding. Lineage: Eukaryota; Metazoa; Chordata; Actinopteri; Cyprinodontiformes; Fundulidae. Gene Ontology annotation, cellular component: mitochondrial matrix. The record is from RefSeq and is a predicted model, not a curated record.